This is a messenger RNA of Artibeus jamaicensis (Jamaican fruit-eating bat), 5817 nucleotides long. It is a transcript of the gene DHX8, whose product is annotated as DEAH-box helicase 8. Gene Ontology annotation, molecular function: ATP binding; RNA binding; RNA helicase activity. Bases 140 to 3814 code for a protein of 1224 amino acids. The transcript is spliced from 23 exons. Gene Ontology annotation, biological process: mRNA splicing, via spliceosome; spliceosomal complex disassembly. Gene Ontology annotation, cellular component: catalytic step 2 spliceosome; intracellular anatomical structure. NCBI's taxonomy places the organism in Eukaryota, Metazoa, Chordata, Mammalia, Chiroptera, Phyllostomidae. The record is from RefSeq and is a predicted model, not a curated record.
CCGGUUAUCUCCUAGAAGUUCCUGGUAUUUUCAAUUUACCGUAAACAAAAGGAAUGUGCGCCGACCCGGAAAUGAAACCUGGGGUCAGGCUGUAGCAGCCCCAAAAAUCGUCGGUACGGAGGCGGGGGAAGCUGUGGCCAUGGCAGUGGCUGUGGCCAUGGCAGGGGCCGUAGCCGGGAUGGAGAUAGGCCCGGCGGAAGAACUCGCCAAACUCGAGUAUCUGUCUUUAGUGUCGAAGGUUUGCACCGAGCUGGAUAACCACUUGGGGAUCAACGACAAGGAUCUGGCUGAAUUUGUGAUCAGUCUUGCUGAGAAAAACACCACCUUUGAUACUUUUAAGGCUUCCCUUGUGAAAAAUGGUGCAGAAUUCACGGAUUCCCUUAUUAGCAACUUGCUGCGUCUCAUACAAACCAUGCGGCCUCCAGCAAAGCCUUCCACUAGCAAAGAUCCGGUUGUUAAACCCAAAACUGAAAAAGAAAAGUUGAAGGAACUCUUCCCUGUCCUUUGCCAACCGGACAACCCCUCCGUGCGGACCAUGCUGGAUGAGGACGACGUGAAAGUCGCUGUGAAUGUCCUGAAAGCGCUCGAGGCUCUGAUGCCCAGUGCAGCCGGCCCGGAGAAGCCACGGGACGCCGAGCACCGAGACAAGACAAAGAGGAAGAAGCGGAGUCGGAGUCGAGAGCGAGAGCGGGAGCGUGAACGGGAGCGCGACCGUGACAGAGAACGAGACCGCGAUAGAGACCACAAGCGGCGACACCGGUCCCGCUCUCGAUCACGUUCCAGGACCCGGGAGAGGAAUAAAGGGAAGUCUAGGUAUCGGUCCAGGAGCAGAAGUCAGAGUCCCCUCAAAGACCGGAAGGACCGGGACAAGUAUGGAGAGAGGAAUCUGGACAGAUGGCGGGACAAGCAUGUGGACCGCCCUCCCCCAGAAGAGCCUGCCAUCGGGGACAUUUACAAUGGCAAAGUGACCAGCAUCAUGCAGUUUGGAUGCUUCGUGCAGCUGGAGGGCCUAAGGAAGCGCUGGGAAGGCCUGGUGCACAUCUCGGAGCUCCGGCGGGAGGGCCGUGUGGCCAACGUGGCUGACGUGGUGAGCAAAGGCCAGAGAGUCAAGGUCAAAGUGUUGUCCUUCACUGGGACCAAGACCAGUCUGAGCAUGAAGGAUGUGGAUCAAGAGACCGGAGAGGAUCUAAACCCAAAUCGACGACGAAAUCUCGUUGGGGAGGCCAAUGAGGAGACCUCGAUGAGGAAUCCGGACAGACCCACUCAUCUCUCCCUCGUCAGUGCCCCCGAAGUGGAGGACGACUCCCUGGAGCGCAAGCGCCUCACCCGCAUCUCCGACCCCGAGAAGUGGGAGAUCAAGCAGAUGAUUGCUGCCAACGUUCUCUCCAAAGAAGAGUUUCCAGACUUUGACGAAGAGACCGGCAUUCUUCCGAAGGUGGACGACGAAGAAGAUGAGGACCUUGAGAUCGAGCUGGUUGAGGAAGAGCCCCCGUUCCUGAGAGGGCACACCAAGCAAAGCAUGGACAUGAGCCCUAUUAAAAUCGUCAAGAACCCGGAUGGCUCCCUGUCCCAAGCAGCCAUGAUGCAGAGUGCCCUGGCCAAAGAAAGACGGGAGCUCAAGCAGGCCCAGCGGGAGGCCGAGAUGGACUCUAUUCCCAUGGGACUCAACAAACAUUGGGUUGAUCCUCUGCCUGAUGCGGAAGGCAGGCAGAUUGCAGCCAACAUGAGGGGCAUUGGGAUGAUGCCCAACGACAUUCCUGAGUGGAAGAAGCACGCCUUUGGGGGCAACAAAGCUUCUUACGGAAAAAAGACCCAGAUGUCAAUCAUUGAGCAGAGAGAGAGCCUGCCCAUCUACAAACUGAAGGAGCAGUUGGUCCAGGCCGUCCAUGACAACCAGAUCCUGAUCGUCAUCGGAGAGACGGGGUCUGGGAAGACCACGCAGAUCACCCAGUACCUGGCGGAGGCCGGCUACACUUCCCGGGGCAAGAUCGGCUGCACCCAGCCCCGGAGGGUGGCGGCCAUGUCUGUGGCCAAAAGAGUGUCAGAGGAGUUUGGGUGUUGCUUAGGCCAGGAGGUGGGCUACACCAUUCGGUUUGAGGACUGCACCAGCCCCGAGACGGUCAUCAAGUACAUGACGGACGGCAUGCUGCUGCGAGAGUGCCUGAUUGACCCCGACCUCACCCAGUACGCGAUCAUCAUGCUGGACGAGGCGCACGAGAGGACGAUCCACACCGACGUGCUCUUCGGACUGUUGAAGAAGACAGUUCAGAAACGGCAGGACAUGAAGCUGAUCGUCACUUCUGCCACGUUGGACGCAGUGAAGUUUUCUCAGUACUUCUAUGAAGCUCCCAUCUUCACCAUCCCCGGUCGAACAUACCCAGUAGAAAUUCUGUACACGAAGGAGCCUGAGACGGAUUAUCUGGACGCCAGCUUGAUCACGGUCAUGCAGAUCCAUUUGACAGAGCCACCAGGCGACAUCCUCGUCUUCCUGACUGGUCAAGAAGAGAUCGACACUGCCUGCGAGAUCCUGUAUGAGAGAAUGAAAUCCCUGGGGCCUGACGUUCCCGAGCUGAUUAUCCUCCCAGUGUAUUCUGCUCUUCCCAGCGAGAUGCAGACCCGAAUCUUUGACCCAGCCCCUCCUGGCAGCAGAAAGGUCGUGAUUGCCACCAACAUUGCAGAGACGUCGCUGACUAUCGAUGGCAUCUACUACGUGGUGGACCCUGGGUUCGUGAAGCAGAAAGUUUACAAUUCCAAGACGGGAAUCGACCAGCUCGUGGUGACCCCCAUUUCUCAGGCUCAGGCGAAGCAGCGCGCUGGCCGCGCUGGCAGGACGGGGCCAGGGAAGUGCUACAGGCUGUACACGGAGCGCGCCUACCGAGACGAGAUGCUGACCACCAACGUGCCGGAGAUCCAGAGAACCAACUUAGCGAGCACAGUGCUCUCGCUCAAGGCCAUGGGCAUCAAUGACCUGCUGUCCUUCGACUUCAUGGACGCCCCGCCGAUGGAAACCUUGAUCACAGCCAUGGAGCAGCUGUACACACUGGGGGCGCUGGAUGACGAGGGCCUGCUUACCCGCCUGGGACGCAGGAUGGCAGAAUUCCCCCUGGAACCAAUGCUGUGCAAAAUGCUGAUCAUGUCUGUGCAUCUGGGCUGCAGUGAGGAAAUGCUGACCAUCGUGUCCAUGCUGUCUGUACAGAACGUCUUCUACAGGCCCAAGGAUAAACAAGCCCUUGCCGAUCAGAAGAAGGCCAAAUUCCACCAGACAGAAGGAGACCAUCUCACCCUGUUGGCUGUGUACAACUCUUGGAAGAACAACAAGUUCUCCAACCCGUGGUGCUACGAGAACUUCAUCCAGGCUCGUUCUCUGCGCCGGGCCCAGGACAUCCGCAAGCAGAUGUUAGGCAUAAUGGACAGACACAAGCUGGAUGUGGUUUCCUGUGGUAAGUCCACAGUCCGAGUGCAGAAGGCCAUCUGCAGUGGAUUCUUCCGAAACGCUGCCAAGAAAGACCCGCAGGAGGGUUACCGGACCCUGAUCGAUCAGCAGGUGGUCUACAUCCACCCUUCCAGUGCUCUCUUCAACCGACAGCCGGAAUGGGUGGUGUACCAUGAGCUGGUGCUGACCACGAAGGAGUACAUGCGCGAGGUCACCACCAUCGACCCCCGGUGGCUUGUGGAGUUUGCUCCUGCCUUCUUCAAGGUCUCUGACCCGACUAAGCUAAGCAAGCAGAAGAAGCAGCAGCGUCUUGAGCCAUUGUACAAUCGCUACGAGGAGCCCAACGCUUGGAGAAUAUCACGGGCUUUCCGGCGGCGCUGAGGGGCAGGACCUGUGUGCCUGUCCUGCAGCAGCGGCCCGCGGCUCGGGCUUGCCCUUGGUGAAAUGCUGAGCCUGAGGACAUGGCUCUCCAGUGACCCCGUAUCUUAACUGGGCGCUUUCCAAACUUGAUUUGCAUUUCUUCCCUCGUGAAACGGGGACAGGGAUUUAUGCCUGGUUUGACAAGAGCCUUCAGCCCCCACUACCCUAAGUCACUGGGACCACCUGGGGCUCGCAGCCCUGGGAUGGGAAACAGGGUUGCAGGCAUCUGACAGGUGGACGCAGGGAGGACCCUGACUCCCUACUCGAUUCUCUGAGGAGGAGGGAGCCAUGAAGCUCGUUGGGAGUUUCGGCCCCAUGUCUGCCCCUGUCCAACCCCCGUACUUCUGACCGACCUCCUGAAAAUAUUUAUUUUCUUAAGGAAGCAAAAAUGACUUUCCUUGAAGGUUUCUUUUAGCCAAAAGGUUAGGAAAUCGGCCUGGGUUCAGGGUGGGGAGGUUCAGUAUCUGUGGUGUUGGUGCCCAUGGAGAGUCCACUGAGACCAGAGCCUAGGGCCUCUUUGGGCUGAGAGGCGACGCGCAGCCCAGACCCUGGUCUUGUCUUGGCACCUGUGCGAGGCCGGCCCUGCCGCGGAUCGUCCCCCGUCCCCCGUCAGCCACUUCCACUGCACAGGCUCUCGGGUCUGCGCGGGCGCCCGAGUGGUUACAGACGUCACAUGUCGACUGCGGAAGGCUCUCCCUGUCUCCUGCCCACCACACUCAUCGUGCAGUGUAUCCUGUUUCCUUUUGAAACAUGUGAGUAACAACAAAGCUUUUGUUUGUUUCCCCUGAAGCCCUCGAUGGGCUUUAACAAAGGGUUUUUAUGGUCAGAGUCUGCGCUCCCCUGCCCCACUGAAAACCAACAUAAGGCCUUUUGGAGCCAGUCUGUGCUCCCCAGCAUCUGUGCUCCGGGUCUGCACCGAGUGGUUUGCCCCCAGCGUGCUGUUCGGGAGUAACCACCUCCCAGUGCCCCUUUCACAGUGUUUGGAGGGGCUGUUGACUGGGAAGAACAGACAGGUGCUGCCAGGCUAGGUUCUGGGAUGACUGGUGAGCUGUUGGAGACUCGAGGCUGGUUUAGAAGCCCCCUGGGGAACGGAGCACAUUGUAUGUUCACGGCCUGCACUGCGUCCCCCAUCCCCAUUCUAGGAAGUUCUGAAAUGAUGUAAAAACUGGAACUACCAUAGAAUUGCACGCCAGGCACUAAGACCAUACGGCGUUCUAGGAAAUGGAGGAGUGUAGGCUGUCAUUGGGCAGCAGACAAACCACCUCGAAGACAGUCCAGAGAAAGCGAGUGGAGAGGAAUACAGGCAAGGAGUCUGCUGACUGAGGUCCCUGCCCCCUCGUCAGAGCUGAGUGUGCUCCUCAGGAAGCCCAGGCCUGUAAUUAGGGGCAGGGGGAGUUUGCCCUAACAGUUCAGGUCUUCUGGGGAGAGGGUGGUGAGGGCCAGCGGAGGGAACCAGUGGCAGCGGGGCUGGGCACCCGACUCACCAAUCUUAGUUCCAGCCCAGGGUCUCCCCGGUUCAGCAACAAACUCGGCUUCGCAGCCUGCCUGCCCCUGCUGAGUGACCAGCCCUGGUGGCGUUGGCACCCUUGAGAUCAUGACCCCCAAAGACGGAGUUUGGGGCCUUACACUCAGGUGAAGGAGGAGACGUUUAACAGGCCAAGGGGGGAGAGAGGGCUGGUGGUCUUUCUGGGUUUGCUGCGCAGGGAGAAGGGCCCUGGCUCUGCUGCGGCUGCGUGGCGGGGUCUGACCCGGCGGUCUGUCGGGAGCCGGCAUGCGGCCACGUCGCCCAGCCCGCGCAGAAGGGGGCCUCUGGCCAGAUUCGCAGGGCGGGCCCCCCUGCUGCUCCCAUACAAUGGGGCCCUUGUUUCUCCUUGAACCAGUAUUACCCGAGGUUGAGUGACAGCCCAGGAGAGGAUGUGGGUCUCACGCAGGGAGCUGGAGUCUUCUCCGCCCGUUAAAGUCUU